CCCGCUACCUCUUUUCUGCAUUCCGGGACAGAUGAACAAACCCCCACCAGCCGACCUCACACAACUCCAGACGACCUGAAAAACUCCGCCCCUUGCGAGUCUUCCCGCCCCUCGGCGUCCAGACAGACAGACAGACGGCCUGCCCCGCCCCCUGCGCUACCGAUCGUCUCAUUGACCUCUAGUACCCCUAGGUACUCGCCCGUGACGCGGAGCUCGGCUGUCCACCCGCACCUCCCCCAUCGCCCCCGCCCGUCUCACUCUGUCCCCACCCCGGGCCCCAGGGCAGGUCGACAGCCGGGGACAUUUCUCGACCGCAUGCCCAGGCUGGGAGACCAACUCCCAGCGCCGCGUUUCCUUGUGACCCUACAGCCGCUCAGAAGACCUGCCAUUCUUUCCUGCAUCAUCAGGCGUCCAAGAGGCACCCUAGGGUGACUCCUCUCAGAGCCUGUUAGUACGUGGUCAUCACAGAGACAAAGCCAUGAGAGUGAAUGGGUCAGGAGUGACCAGCCCAGGCAAGGUCCCCCUGGCCAAGAUGUCAGGCCUGGUGUUGGGGCAGCGGGAUGAGCCUGCAGGGCACCGGCUCAGCCAGGAGGAGAUCCUGGGAAGCACUCGGCUGGUGAGCCAAGGGCUGGAGGCCCUACACAGUGAACAUCAGGCUGUCCUGCAAAGUCUGUCCCACACCAUUGAGUGUCUGCAGCAGGGAGGCCAUGAAGAAGGACUGGUACACGAGAAGGCCCGACAGCUGCGACGUUCCAUGGAAAACAUCGAGCUGGGACUGAGCGAGGCCCAGGUGAUGCUGGCUUUGGCCAGCCACCUGAGCACAGUGGAGUCAGAGAAACAGAAGCUGCGGGCUCAGGUACGGAGGCUGUGUCAGGAGAACCAGUGGCUCCGGGACGAGCUGGCGGGCACCCAGCAGCGGCUCCAGCGCAGCGAACAGGCUGUGGCCCAGCUGGAGGAGGAAAAGAAGCACCUGGAGUUCCUGGGCCAGCUGCGGCAGUACGAUGAGGAUGGGCAUGGUGUGGAGGAGAAGGAGGGUGAUGCCACCAAGGAUUCCCUGGAUGAUCUCUUCCCCAAUGAGGAGGAAGAAGAUUCCAGCAAUGGCUUGUCCCGUGGCCAGGGCACCCAGCACAGCGGAUACGAGAUCCCAGCGAGGCUGCGGACACUGCACAACUUGGUGAUCCAGUACGCUGCCCAGGGUCGCUAUGAGGUGGCUGUACCGCUCUGCAAGCAGGCACUGGAGGACUUGGAGCGCACUUCUGGCCGCGGCCACCCUGAUGUCGCGACCAUGCUCAACAUCCUGGCUUUGGUGUAUCGGGACCAGAAUAAGUAUAAGGAAGCUGCCCACCUGCUGAAUGAUGCCCUCAGCAUCCGGGAGAGCACCCUGGGCCGGGACCACCCUGCUGUGGCUGCCACACUCAACAACCUGGCUGUGCUCUAUGGCAAAAGGGGCAAGUACAAGGAGGCCGAGCCACUGUGCCAGCGAGCACUGGAGAUUCGAGAAAAGGUCCUGGGCACUGACCACCCAGAUGUGGCGAAGCAGCUGAACAACCUGGCCCUGUUGUGCCAAAACCAGGGCAAGUAUGAGGCCGUGGAACGCUAUUACAGGCGGGCCCUGGCCAUCUAUGAGGGGCAGCUGGGGCCAGACAACCCUAAUGUAGCCCGGACCAAGAACAACCUGGCUUCCUGUUACCUGAAACAGGGCAAAUAUGCUGAGGCUGAGACGCUCUACAAGGAGAUCCUGACACGUGCACAUGUGCAGGAGUUUGGGUCUGUGGAUGAUGACCACAAGCCCAUCUGGAUGCAUGCAGAGGAGCGGGAGGAAAUGAGCAAAAGCCGGCACCGAGAGGGCGGCACGCCCUACACUGAGUAUGGAGGCUGGUACAAGGCCUGCAAAGUGAGCAGCCCCACAGUGAACACCACUCUGAGAAACCUAGGAGCUCUGUACAGGCGCCAAGGAAAGCUGGAGGCAGCCGAGACCCUGGAAGAGUGUGCCCUUCGCUCCCAGAAACAGGGCACUGACCCUAUCAGUCAAACCAAGGUGGUCGAGCUGCUUGGGGAAGGUGACAGUGGAAGGACCUCUCAGGAGGGCCCUGGGGGCAGUGUGAAGUACGAGGGAGGUGAAGAUGCUUCUGUGGCCGUGGAAUGGUCGGGGGAUGGCAGUGGGACCCUGCAGAGGAGCGGUUCUCUAGGCAAGAUCCGGGAUGUGCUUCGUAGAAGCAGCGAACUCCUGGUGAGGAAGCUCCAGGGAACUGAGCCUCGGCCCUCCAGCAGCAACAUGAAGCGGGCAGCCUCCUUAAACUAUCUGAAUCAACCCAGUGCAGCGCCCCUCCAGGUCUCCCGGGGCCUCAGUGCCAGCACUACGGACCUCUCUUCAAGCAGCUGACAUUCAACCCACCCCCCAGGUCUGCUGGGUCCCCCCCCCACAGCCCUCUCAGCAUUCCCUAUUGCUCCUGGCUCUUCCAACCCCAAGGUGGGACAGGGAAGGGAGAACAGUUAACCAGAAGAUUGCUGCUGCCCUUAGGGUCUUGGCUCCCUCCUCAGGAAUCCCCCUCAGGAAGGACCCUCAGGACAUCCUCUCCCCAUAGUCCUCUAGAGUGGCUAGCUCUGAGGCCCCCAAGAUGCUUAAAGAGCAGACAUGCAUCUCGGAGAUGGAGCCUGCUGCUGGCUUUUCGGUCAGAGGUUUUGGGGCUGGCCAGCCAAGCUGCCUCGCUCUGGCCUCUCUUGUUCCCUCUGCUGCCUCACUUCAGGUCCGUGUAUUUCACUUUUCUUAAAUAAAGAAUCAGGUAACCGUUACGCCACUUGAGUCCUGAC
This is a messenger RNA of Zalophus californianus (California sea lion), 2811 nucleotides long. RefSeq names its product kinesin light chain 4 (gene KLC4). Gene Ontology annotation, cellular component: cytoplasm; membrane-bounded organelle; kinesin complex. Gene Ontology annotation, biological process: axo-dendritic transport. Lineage: Eukaryota; Metazoa; Chordata; Mammalia; Carnivora; Otariidae. The transcript has 16 exons. The record is from RefSeq and is a predicted model, not a curated record. The coding region runs from base 479 to 2383 and encodes 634 amino acids. Gene Ontology annotation, molecular function: kinesin binding.